AUGAAUGCUUCCAAACGUGGACAAUCGGACAUAGUUAAAUUACUGCUGGAGCACAAGGCUGAUGUGAACUUGAUAAACUCAAACGACAAGACAGCCCUGUGUUAUUCUGUAGAAAAUGGUUUUGUUGAGAUUGUAAAGCUGCUGGUAGACAAUGGCACAGAUGUUAACAGUACAACGUUUACUACACCACUACAUGAAUCGUGUAAACGUAGAUCAUUUGAACUUGUGAAAAUUUUGGUAGAAGCAGGAGCUGAUGUGAAUAAAAAAGAUAUCUCAGGAGACUCCCCAUUGUGUAUAUCAGCUGAAAGGGGUAAAAUCGACAUAGUAAAAUUUUUAGUACAAAAUGGUGCGGACGUUAAUAUAGGUAAAACUCCUCCUCUAUUUUAUGCUUGUGACAAAGGUUAUUUUGAAAUAAAAAAGUAUUUAAUAGACGCUGGAGCUGUUGAAAUUUUAAGGAAUGUCAACUACACAGUAAGUCCAUAUGGAGAGACGGCCCUUUUGUGUGCAGCAAGUAGAGGUUACUCUAACAUUGUAGAAUUGUUACUUCAGUAUGGCGCUGAUGUUAAACAGGUUGACAUAGAAGGGAAUACCGCGUUAAACUUAUCAAUACUAGGUACACAUGUAGAAACAGUUAGAAUUUUAUUACAAAAUCAAUUUGUUAAUGAAAAAUCAAGUAUAAAGCAAACAAACAAAUCUGGUCGAUCUACUUUAAUGUUAGCUGCUAUGACAGGUCUAUAUAAAAUCGUUUUUGACAUUGAAAAAUUCAGUGAUUCCUCUGUGUUUGAUGUAGAUGGCAAUACAGCUUUUAUGUUGGCGGUCCUGAAUGGGCAAUUUGACACUGUAGAGUUACUGUAUGACGGUACUGUGGAUGUUAACUUUAACUUUAAAGGACAAAACGCUCUCAUGUUAGCAGCUAUUGGUGGACAUGAUAUAGUUGUGGAGUGGCUGAUUUCUAAAGGGUUUGAUGUCAACAAAACAGAUCACCAUGGUAACACAGCACUAAUGAUGGCUGGUAAAACAAAAGUUGUUGAGGUGUUGUUAAAACAUGGAGCAGAUGUUAACGUGAGUAACAGCCAGGGAAGAAAUGCACUGAUGGAGCUUUUGUCAAAGAAAUAUUUUAGGUCUUCGCAUUAUCUACAUGAAAUCCUAGAGGAUUUAGACAGUUCAAAACUAACCAUUAUGGAAAGGUUAUUACAGCUGACUAACGAUUUAAAUGUAAGAGAUAACAGUGGUGAAACAGCAAUUAUAAAAGUUAUACAAUACAACAAAUAUAUUAAUUUAAUUAAUCAAAUUUUAGAUCACCACCCUGAUGUCAAUAUAGUAGACAAUGAUUGUAAUACACCUCUAAUGCUAGCUGUACAAAACCAAAGUGUAGAAAUUAUAACAAGAAUACUCUCUUGUACACACGAUGUUAAUAAUAAAAACAAUUUGGGUAAAACAGCGUUAAUGUUGGCUGUAGAAAAAAAAUCAUUGGAGAAUGUCAAACUACUUCUUUCCAAAUAUAAUGUUAACGUUAAUGAUGUAGACAAUAAUGGGAAUUCUGCUCUUAUGUUGGCUAUAAAGAGAGAGAAAGUUAGUUAUUCAUUCAAUAUGCAUCAACCAAGUGAUAUAAUACAGGAGCUACUUCAUCAUGGCGCUGACGUCAACCAUGUCAACAACAACAAAACCUCGGUGCUCAUGUUGGCUGUACAGAAGAGAUUUAUACCGGCAGGAAUUUAUAGGGACAUUGACAUGGGGGAUAGUGAAGGGAAGACGGCGUUAAUGUAUGCUGUAGAAAAAUCGUAUAAUAAAGAUGUAGUGCGGCGAUUGUUGGACAGUUUAGAAAAGCAAGAUGUACCGUAUGACUACAUUACAAACUGA
Messenger RNA from Physella acuta, 1860 nucleotides. Its product is annotated as putative ankyrin repeat protein RF_0381. The record is from RefSeq and is a predicted model, not a curated record. Gene Ontology annotation, molecular function: protein binding. NCBI's taxonomy places the organism in Eukaryota, Metazoa, Mollusca, Gastropoda, Physidae.